Messenger RNA from Heteronotia binoei (common prickly gecko), 4849 nucleotides. It is a transcript of the gene NCKAP1L, whose product is annotated as NCK associated protein 1 like. Gene Ontology annotation, biological process: neuron projection morphogenesis; cell migration; cortical actin cytoskeleton organization. The coding region runs from base 59 to 3451 and encodes 1130 amino acids. Gene Ontology annotation, cellular component: SCAR complex. The transcript is spliced from 31 exons. Lineage: Eukaryota; Metazoa; Chordata; Lepidosauria; Squamata; Gekkonidae. The record is from RefSeq and is a predicted model, not a curated record.
UGGGGACUGGCAUCUCUGUGAAGAGCGCGGGGGGCCCAGUGGCCGGUUUUGUGGGGAGAUGACUCUUCCUUCCGUGUACCAGCACAAGUUCGCUGAGAAACUGACAAUCCUCAAUGAGAGGGGCAAAGGGGUUCUCAUCCGUUUGUACAAUAUCAAAAAGACAUGCACCGAUCCCCGAUCCAAGCCGCCCUUCUUCACCGAGAAGACCAUGGAGCCUUGCAUCAAAUAUGUCAACAAGAAGUUCCCCAAUAUGGACAUGCGGAGCAGCACGCAACACCUGGGGCCGGUCCACAAAGAGAAAGCAGAUAUCUUCCGGGCACUCACUGCCUAUUAUCAGACCUUCGUGGAUGUGCUGGAAUUCCGGGACCAUGUGUAUGAAUUGUUGAACUCCAUCGAUGCCAGCCAGUGCUACUUCGACAUUCAUAUAAAUUAUGACUUCACAAAGAACUACCUGGACCUGAUUGUCACCUAUGCAUCAGUCAUCUUGCUCCUUUGCCGUAUUGACGACCGCAAGGUCCUGGCUGGAUUGUACAACUAUACCCAUGAGAUGAUCCAUGGAACAAGCGAUUCCAGUUUCCCUCGCUUGGGUCAGAUGAUACUGGAGUAUGAGAAUCCAUUGCGCAAGCUGAUGGAGGAGUUUGGGCCGCACACCAAGGCUGUGAGCAAUGCCCUCCUUUCACUGCACUUCCUUUUUGCCCGUCGAAACCACACUGCUGACCAGUGGCGAAGUGACCAGCUCUUCAGUCUGAUCAGCAACCCUGCAGGCAUGCUAGCUCCCGCCAAUUCAGACACAAUGGCCUGUGAAUACCUUUCUCUGGAGUCUCUUGAGCGAUGGAUUGUGAUUGGGUUCUUGCUGUGCCACAGCUGCCUGGGCUCCACCCAGAGCUGCCUGGAUCUGUGGCGGGCAGCUCUCCGGGGCUCACUGUACAUCACUCUCGUACGAGAUGAAAUCCUUCCAAUUCACAAAGUCACCGAGGAAGCCUUUGGCAGUGUCAAAGGCUAUGGGAAACGUAUAGCUGAUAUCAAGGAAUGCAAAGAACACGCUCUGACACAGAGCGGGCAGCUGCAUCGGGGCCGGCGUAAUUUCCUGCGGAACGCUGUGCGGGAGAUGGAGGCCAUCCUGGCUAAUGAACCAGGGCUGCUGGGGCCAAAGGUUGUUUAUGUCUUCAUGGCGCUGUCGUUCUGCCGGGACGAGGUGACCUGGCUUUGCCGCCACAGCGAGCACGUCAGCAAGGGCAAGAACCCAGAAGACUUUUCUGACAGCCAUCUGGCUGAGCUUCUGUUCUUGAUGGAAGAGCUCCGCCGCCUGGUUCGCCGUUACCAGAGCCUCCUCCAGCGCUACUACGUCCAGUAUCUGUCCCGCUUCGAUGCCUUGGUGCUCAGCGACAUCAUCCAGGACCUGACCGUGUGCCCUGAAGAAGAGUCAGUGAUCAUGUCAUCGUUUGUCAGCUCACUCUCAGCCCUGUCUGUCAAACAAGUCGAUGAAAAGACAAAAUUUGAAUUUUCUGGGCUGAGAUUGGAUUGGUUCAGGUUACAGGCAUAUACCAGUGUCAACAAGGCCCCCUUGCAACUACGGGAGAAUCCUGAUGUGGCCAAAGUGAUGAACCUUAUAGUCUUUCACACCAGGAUGCUCGACUCUCUAGAAGAACUGUUACUGGAGACAUCUGACCUCUCCAUUUUCUGCUUCUAUGUGCAUCUCUUGGAGAAGCUCUUUGCAUCCACUAUGGAGGAACCUUCCAUGCUGCGCUAUUCUGUUGCGUUCCCGCUUCUUUGUGCUGACUUUAGCCAUGCCACCCAUUCUUUGUGCCCUGAAGAGUACCCUCACUUGCAGAACUGUGCCUUGGGCCUGUGUAACAAGUUCCUGGAAGAGAUAGCCCAGCAGACUUCUUCAUGUAUCUUGGAUACUUGCGCCGAACAGCGUAACCUGAGCGAACAGCUCUUGCCUAAGCACUGUGCUGCCACCAUCAGCAAGGCCCGGAACAAGCGAGCCCGUAAAGCAGUGUCCAAGAAGGGAGAGCCGGAGAGGGACAAGCCGGGUGCAGAGAGCCACCGGAAGGACCGCAGCUUGGUCACCAAUCUGGACAAACUGCACCUGAUGCUGACUGAGCUCUGUUGGACCCUGAACUAUGUGCCGAGUUUCCUGGUCUUCGAGCACACAGUGACCCCAGCGGAGUACCUCAGCAGCCAGCUGGAGACGCGUCUCUGCAGGGCCCUGGUGCGACUGGCGCAGGCAAGCCCAGGUUCUACAGAGUUAGCGCGCCCCUCCGAAGUGUUGGCAGGCGUACAAGCAUAUGCAACAUUCCUGGUCUCCCUGAUGCAUCGCUUGGGACUGGACACCGGGCGCCUGCUCCGUAACGUGCUUCUGCAACAGACCCAGCCCCUGGAUGCUGCUGGUGAACAGACCCUCACCACGCUCUAUACAAAUUGGUAUUUGGAGUCACUCCUACGCCAAGCAAGCAUGGGUAGCAUUGUCUUCUCCCCCGGCAUGCGUGCUUUUGUCAAUUUGCCCAAAGAGGGAGAGCCGACCUUCAGUGCAGAAGAGUACUCUGAUGUCUCUGAGAUGCGUGCCUUAGCCGGACUCCUCGGGCCCUAUGGGAUGAAGUUCCUCAGCGAUAACCUCAUGUGGCAUAUCACCUCACAAAUGGUGGAGCUAAAGAAACUGGUGACUGAGAACAUGGAUGUCCUAGUUCAGAUCCGCUCUAACUUCUACCAGGCAGAGCAGAUGGCAGUGCUUCUGCCCCGUCUCACAUCCAUAGAAAAUGUGUUGAAGAGGAUGACCAUCGUUGGGGAGAUUCUCUGGUUCCGGUCUUUGGCUCAGGAGGGCCUUCAAGAUGUCUUCACCAAUCACUGCCCUUUUCUGAUGGGCCCCAUUGAAUGCCUGAAGGAAUUUGUUACCGCAGAUUUGGAUAUAAAGGUCACCUUGAGCAUCUUCGAACUGGCCACAGCUGCUGGGUCUCCCUGUGAUAUCGAUCCGGCCUUGGUGACUGCCUUCUCCAAUCUGAAAAAAGACGGCUCAUCCCCUGAGGAGGAAUACAAGGUUGCCUGUCUGCUGUUGGUCUUCGUAGCUGUGUCUCUGCCACUCCUGGCCACUGACCCUUCCUCUGUCUAUGCCUCUGCGAUCAACGGUUUUAACAACAACAUCCACUGCCUAGCUAAAGCCAUCAUCCAAGUCUCAGCUGCCCUCUUCACUAUCUACAACAAGAACAUCGAGAGCCACUUGAAGGAAUUCCUCAUGCUAGCCUCUGUGAGCCUCUUGCAGCUCGGGCAAGACAUUGACAAGAUGAAAGCAAAGAACAAGGAGUCCAUCUCGCUACUGAUGCACUUGCUCGUGGAGGAGUCAUCCUUCCUGACCACCGACAUGCUGGAGACCUGCUUCCCUUAUGUGCUGCUGCGUAAUGCUUACCGCGAAGUCUCCCGGGCCUCUGUCUUGAGCCGUCUUCCCACACGCUGACCCACCUCUCUCUUCACCUCUCAACCUGAAGAUAAGGGCUGUGCUUGCUCAUCCAGAGCACAGAUGCAGGAUUUGUCCCCCACCCCUUGCAGGGCGGAUAAGUAGGAUGGUGGGUAGUUAUAUUAAGGCUUCUUUUGUCUCAGUCUACUUCCAUUCAGAAAUUUUUCCUGUCCUCUUUGGCUUCCAAAAUGGAGCCCUUUUCUUUGGCGCUUCCAUGUGACUGCAUGUUGUAAAUGUCCUCUUUGCAGGUUUCCGUCCUCAUCAUACAUUCUUUCCCAAAACUGCUUGGCUCUAUUUGGAAAGAAUGCCCCAAAGCCCCAUUUUGGCUUAAUACUUUAGUCUCUACCUCCAUCAGAAGUUAACCCAAAAUACCCAAGUAGGGAUGGGCACGAAGCGGCUCACAAACUAAAGUCCAUCAUGAAUUCGGGCUGGUUCGUGGUUCACAAAGCAAUUUUUGUGAACUGAAGAGCCACUACACUUCCAUGGAUUUUGAUGCAGUUUGUGGUGGUUCGUGAGGAGCAGAAAGCAGGGAUUUAAUGGGCUCUGAGCCAUUUAAACCCCUGCCUUCUGCUCUUCAUGAAAAACAGUCAAACAGUUGUUUGGUUUAAAUAGCUUGGAACCAUUUUUAACUCCAGCUUUCUGCUGGCCAUAGCUUAUCACAGCCACCAAAAACUGGGAGUUGAAAUAGCUGGGAGGAAUUUCACCCCCAGAUUUCUGUUGGCCAUGACUUCAUAGCCUGCAGAAAUCUGGGAGUGAAACGCCUGGAAAAGCAGGAGGUUAAAAUGCCAAAAGGCAAGCAGAAAGCUGAGUGUGUAAUGGAGGGAACCAGGGGUGGAAUUCUAGCAGGAGCGCCUUUGCAUAUUAGGCCACACACCCCAAUCUGUAGCCAAUCUUUGAAGAGUUUACAAAAAAGAGCCCUGUAAGCUCUUGGAGGAUUGGCUACAUCAGGGGUGUGUGGCCAAAUAUGCAAAGGAGCUCCUGCAAAAAUUCCACCUCUGGAGGGAGCCAUUUAAACCCCAUCUUCUACUUCCUGCCCCUUUAUUCAGGGAGAAGAAAGCAGAGGUUAAAACUUUACAUGGCUCAUGAACUGUACAAACUGGUUUGGUUCCUAAACCAACCUCCCAGUUCAUAUCGGUUCAUGGUUUGGUCACGAAUCAAACUGCAAAAAUGCAGUUUGUGCCCAUCCCUAUGCACGAGACCGCAUUUAUGCAUCAUCUUCCCGUUAUCCUCACUUCCAUCUUUCCCCCUUUCCUUUGUUUUGCUCACUGUCAAAAUCUCUGCAAUGUGCCCCUUAGGGCAAUGACAUAUCUUUUUUUAAAAAACAAAACAAAAACUUGAGCAAUAUGAACAUUGAUAGCAUUAAAUUGAUAAUAAAACCAUAAUCGCGCUAGCCACCAA